Molecule: messenger RNA, 2678 nt
Organism: Carlito syrichta (Philippine tarsier)
Lineage: Eukaryota; Metazoa; Chordata; Mammalia; Primates; Tarsiidae
Gene: SGTB
Product: small glutamine rich tetratricopeptide repeat containing beta
Exons: 11
Coding region: 224-1225 (333 amino acids)
Biological process (GO): post-translational protein targeting to endoplasmic reticulum membrane
Cellular component (GO): membrane; TRC complex
Molecular function (GO): protein binding; molecular adaptor activity
Source: RefSeq, a predicted model, not a curated record
UUCUACCCAGGGGCCUUGUUUCGCGCUUGCAACUCCAUGGCCUAGGGGCUGAGAUCGCCGUUCAAAUGAGUGCCUGGCUGAUAAACAGUCUGGCGGCGCCACCACACCCUGUCUUUGAAUGAGGGAACCUGGGGAGCAGAUGGAUGAUGCGAUUUAGUGGAAAGAAGCCGUUAAUGCUGGCUGGCCCUGCGCCACUGUUUGGUUGCGAUAGUAUUUCCUGUGAAUGAACGUGACCCGGAGCUUCCAGCUUGUCCACGAGAGCACAGCUGCUGCAGGGAGCGCCGGUCGGAAAAGAGUUUACGCUUCUAAAAUGGCAUCUAUCAAGCACCUAGUUUAUGCAGUUAUUCGUUUCUUACGGGAACAAAGUCAGAUGGAUGCUUAUACUUCAGAUGAACAGGAAAGUUUGGAAGUUGCAAUUCAGUGCCUGGAGACGGUUUUUAAGAUCAGCCCAGAAGACACACACCUAGCAGUGUCACAGCCUUUGACAGAAAUGUUCUCCAAUUCCUUCUGUAAGAAUGAUGUUCUACCCCUCUCAAAUUCAGUGCCUGAAGAUGUGGGAAAAGCUGACCAAUUGAAAGAUGAAGGCAAUAACCACAUGAAAGAAGAAAAUUAUGCUGCUGCAGUGGAUUGUUACACACAGGCAAUAGAAAUGGAUCCCAAUAAUGCUGUUUACUAUUGCAACAGGGCUGCUGCUCAGAGCAAAUUGGGUCACUACACAGAUGCAAUCAAGGAUUGUGAAAAAGCAAUAGCAAUUGAUUCAAAGUACAGCAAAGCCUAUGGAAGAAUGGGGCUGGCCCUUACUGCCAUGAAUAAAUUUGAAGAAGCAGUUACAAGUUAUCAAAAGGCAUUAGAUCUUGACCCUGAAAAUGAUUCCUAUAAAUCAAAUCUGAAAAUAGCAGAACAGAAGUUAAGAGAGGUAUCCAGUCCUACAGGAACUGGAUUGAGCUUUGACAUGGCUAGCUUGAUAAAUAAUCCAGCCUUCAUUAGUAUGGCAGCAAGUUUAAUGCAGAACCCUCAAGUUCAACAGCUAAUGUCCGGAAUGAUGACAAAUGCCAUCGGGGGUCCUGCUGCUGGAGUUGGGGGCUUAACUGACUUGUCGAGCCUCAUCCAAGCGGGACAGCAGUUUGCUCAGCAGAUACAACAACAAAAUCCUGAGCUUAUAGAGCAACUGAGAAAUCACAUCCGGAGCAGAUCAUUCAGCAGCAGCACUGAAGAGCAUUCCUGAUUUGAUCAGGAAUCCUAGCCCCAAAUGCAAAUUGUUUAUGGCUCUAAAGUCUUUGCUGUAGAUAGUGCUUCCCACAACAAAAAUCAAAACACCAUGUCUGAUGUUUGAAAAUACUGGAGGAAAACUUCUUGUGUAUAUUCUUAAAGAAUAAAUCUGUUUAGACAAUAGGUUUAUCACAGACUCGAACAUGACACCUUUUGAAACGAAUAAGUACCCUUGUUAAGUGCCAAUAUAUAGCACUGUGGCAAGGCUCCAUUCGCGAACUUUUAUCAUGUUUGUAUAUUAGACUUAAUAGCAGAGUAUAUUUAUUCAACAGUAGGGCUGUUUAUUGGUGAGUUCUUUAGCUCCAAAUUCCCUGAAGCGAAGUUCUUUUGAGAGGGGAGAUGACCAAAAGAAAUGGUUUCCCAUACUGGUUUAGAAGAAAUAUACUUGCCUCUGAGCAGCAUGUCAGCAAGUUUUGCUUUGAUAAGUGCUACCAGAAGUGAAUAUAUAACAUGGGAACAGAUACCUUUAAUGCUGUUUGUUCUGGUGAGUGACAGGGAAUCUUAAGAGCUGGCAGAAAGUAGCACUUGGUGCAAGGGAUGUUUUGUAAAAAAAAAAUAGAUAAUGUGAAUGUACAGAAGGAAAAGGUAGAUGCUCAGGUUUUCUGCAUAGUGCUUAACUAAUCUUGUCUGCAGUUUGGUAUUGAUAACAUUAGCAUGCUUAGUACAUAAUAAAAUACAUUUAGAAAUCCUUAAUGUACUGGUUAAGUCAGCAAUAUAACUGUUUGACCUAAUUGUCACAAUUUCCACAGUGGUAAUCUUACCUUGGAAACUAUCAAAUAUAUCCAUAUAUAAAUAAGUCCAUGGCUUAGUCUUAAAUUAAGGAUUUUCUAAGUGGCUUUUAAUUAUGUGCCCAUAAACAGAUUUUUCUUUUUUAACUUAGUAAUUACUUGAUGGAUAACAAAAUGCAUCUUUGACUUACAUUGCUUGUUCAUGUACUCCUCUGUGAUAAUUUGGCUUGGCAUGCCAGUCCUAUGCUUAACAUAAUUUAAAUUUGAUACGAUUUAAACAUAACAGAAGAUUAAAAUUUUUUAUUAUAAAUUAGAUGCUAUGUUAGUUAGUCCAGAGAAGUGGCAUUAGGUAUUAAUGGCGUGGGACUACAGUGACAAAUGAGACAGUUCUAAUUCCAACUGGAAUGUCUUGCUAUUAACCAUGGAAUUGGUGAAGUGGGGUUGACAAGUAACGAUUUCAUAAGUUUUAUGAGAGAAAACUAAAAAAGAAAGUAAUACAAAAUCAAAGCUGUAAUAAUAGGAAUGAUCAGACCUUACUGUUGUCUUCAAAAUACCAAUUAUUUGACAUCUUGGAGUUUAAAAACCAAGUUUUUCUCUUAAUGACAAUAAUAAAACAGUACUUCUGUAAUUUCAUUGUAAGAAUCACCCAGAGAACUCAUUAAAAAUGCAGAUUCAGAGCCA